GAUCAUAAAUUUUGCAGAAGGUUGUGAGACACAAUGUCCACGCCAAUCUCCGAAACAAGGUCGCCGAUGCCUUUGCUGUUCCGGCGGCACUCAAGUGGCGAAAUAAAGAAUUUGACGUCAGUUUCCAGCAGCCUCUUGCCGGCGUUCGGAACAGUUGUUAACGAUGGAUACACACACCUGAACAAGUUCGUAAUAGUUCCGUAUGACAGAAGAUAUCGGUGGUGGCAAACUUUCCUGGUAGUACUAGUGGUUUACUCAGCGUGGGUAUCACCCUUUGAGCUUGCCUUCAAGAAAGUGGCGACUGGGUCUCUUUUACCCGUUGAUUUGGUAGUGGAUGCAUUCUUCGCCAUUGAUAUUGUGUUGACCUUCUUUGUGGCUUACUUGGAUAAAGGCACAUAUCUCCUCGUUGAUAAUCAUAAGAAGAUAGCUCUACGUUACCUUACAAGCCUGGGGUUCCCCAUGGACGUAGCCUCCACUCUCCCAUUUCAGGUAAUAUACAGAAUUUUCACUGGAAGGAUGCACCGCAGUGAGGCCUUCGGCUUCCUCAACUUACUUCGGUUCUGGCGACUAAGGCGUGUUAGUCAACUUUUCACAAGGCUGGAGAAAGACAUACGCUUUAGUUACUUUUAUACAAGACUCGCCAAACUAAUUUGUGUUACACUGUUGGCAGUUCAUACGGCUGGUUGUUUCUACUAUUGGUUAGCAGUUCAUCAUAAAGAUUCAGAAAAUACAUGGAUUGGAAUUGAAGUCGAAGAUUUUCAGAAUAGAAGUAUCUGGCUUGGGUACACCUAUUCGAUAUAUUGGUCCAUUGUCACACUUACUACUGUUGGUUAUGGGGACUUGCAUGCAGUUAAUCUAGGGGAGAAGAUUUUUAGCAUCUGCUACAUGCUAUGCAACAUUGGCCUCACAUCUUAUUUGAUAGGAAACAUGACAAAUCUCAUCGUUCACGCCGCUAUUCGAACAUUUAUCAUGAGGGAUUCUAUAAAUGAGAUAUUGCGAUAUGGAAGCAAGAAUAGACUGCCAGAAGGCUUGAAAGAUCAAAUGUUGGCGCACAUGCAACUCAAGUUCAAGACAGCAGAGUUGAAGCAAGAACAGGUGUUGGAGGAUUUACCUAAAGCAAUCAGAUCCAGUAUUGCCCAGCACCUUUUCCGUCAUACCGUUGAGAAUGCAUACUUAUUCAAGGGGCUCUCUGAAGACCUUAUCGUCCAAUUGGUGUCUGAGAUGAAAGCAGAGUAUUUUCCACCUAAAGUUGACAUUAUAAUACAAAACGAGAUACCAACAGAUUUCUACAUCUUGGUGUCUGGAGCAGUGGAUGUGAUCUCGUACAAGACUGGAACUGAACAGAUUUUGUCAAAGUUGGAAUCUCCAAAAAUGGCAGGGGAAAUUGCUGUGAUGUUGAAUAUCCCACAGCCAUUUACAGUGAGAACUAGAAGACUCUCCCAAGUCGUCAGGAUCAGUCAUCAUCAUUUUAAGCAAUUGAUACAACCAAACAGCAAUGAUGGAAAAGUCCUUUUCUCCAACUUCGCUCAGCACUUGAAGGGACUAAAAAAGGAGGAGCAAAAUGAAAUACCCUACUUUUCCGAUUUGCUGGAAGACCUAAAUUUUGAGCGCACAGAACCCAAUGAGACACAAAAUCAGAGAGCAUCAAAUUAUCAUGGAGAUGAAAAAAUUGAAGGAAUACCAGAAGCAUCUAAACCACAGCCACCUACAGUUCGCAUCAGGGUGAUAAUUCAUGAGCACCAUCCAGAUGAAAGUACAAAAGAUGGCAACAGUAAUGGAAAACUGGUACUUCUGCCUCAGUCAAUUGAAGAACUGUUUGGAUUGGCAGAUAACUGCUUGACAAUGGAUUGCAGAGAAAAGAUUUGGCAAGAGAGGGAGCUCAAUUCUCAUGGUUGAUGGCUCUACAGUAGAAGACUUGAAUGUUUUAAGAGAGGGUGAUCAUUUAUUCUUUGUUUGAAGACAAAAUUCGUAUCUGAUCGGUUUACAUAUCCCAUCACUUCUUCAAAGCCUAAACUGGUGACUUAUGGUUUUCAUCUAUUAUAAAACAAGAGAUGAAUGACUGUAAAUAUGUUAAAGGGAUACGUGUUGGCAGAAAGUGCAGAAAUUUUGGGAAAAAUCUUACAGCAUUCCCCCUCCUCCGUUGUUGAGCAUGUCUAAAACAGUGUAAGCAGCUUGUUGAAAUUGUUGUUUCUCUUCCUCCAACACUCCCUUUCUGUCAAGAGCAGAACCCCUGCACUUUUCUAUGUCUUCCACUAUUCCAACAGCGUUUUGAUCAAUUUCACUGCAAACAGUUGAAAACGAGAAGACUGAGGUUGGUCUGAGGACGUAGACGUACCAUUAUUACGUUUUAUGGAAUUAAUUUAAGUCUCUAGGAGUAGAAGAUGAGGAAUGAGAAUAUAGAUGGUAUUGGUGGUGACAAAGAACAGAUAAUAUAUGAAAGUGUGUAUAUAUAUUUUUUCCGACUGGGCUAAUUCCCUCUAUUGUGAAGAAGAGAAAAAAUAAGUACUUUAUGAACAUAGCUUUAAAUUGGCUCCCCA
This is a messenger RNA of Cucumis sativus (cucumber), 2537 nucleotides long. RefSeq names its product potassium channel KAT3. Gene Ontology annotation, biological process: transmembrane transport; potassium ion transport. The record is from RefSeq and is a predicted model, not a curated record. NCBI's taxonomy places the organism in Eukaryota, Viridiplantae, Streptophyta, Magnoliopsida, Cucurbitales, Cucurbitaceae. Gene Ontology annotation, cellular component: membrane. Gene Ontology annotation, molecular function: voltage-gated potassium channel activity. The coding region runs from base 34 to 1896 and encodes 620 amino acids. The transcript has 13 exons.